CUGGUUUGCACCAAGCCUUUUCUGACCCCAUGGGUGACGAGAAACGACCAACAUGAGCCGCAAGAUUCCCAAUAGCGCCAUUCCGCGUCGGCGCGACGAUGACCGCACCAUUACGAUUCGCAUCACCCAUCUCACCACUCUGCAGUCCCACGAGCGGCGAGUCAGCAUCAGGCGAGACGCCUCGGCCACGCUGAGAUGCCUUCUGGGCAGCAGUUUCGGGCCGAGCGGUCUAACCCAGGGCUCGAGAGGCCAGCUGUGGGGCAUAUGGCGCGCCCGCGAUGGGAGGAUGGUGACCGACGCGAAAGUGGUCGACUCGCUGUUGCCCGAGGACCACCUGUACAUAAGCUCAUCGUAUGACGGCAACUCGAAGGAGCAUGCGAGGCUGGUGCUGUGGGCGGUGCAUGAGGGGCAGCAGGAGGUCAUCCGCGCCUUCUUCGAGACCACCCAGGCCACCCUAACCCCCGCCCAGGUAGAGGCCUUCAUGCAGCCACUGGUCGGCGGCCGGCUGUCGCUGGUCUCCAUGUGUCUGCGGCACAUCCAGCGGCGGUUUGUGGCCAUGGUCCCGCGGCUUGGCGAGAUGGCCAACUCGGUCGACUGCCAGGUGGUGUGUGACGCCGCCAAGCUGAGCUUCGAGGUGGAGCCGCCACUCACUGCGUUAGUCUACUGGUUCAGCACUGUCAGACACAGUAAGGAAGGGGAAGGGACAGACAGAGAGGGAGAGGCUGAGAGAACGUACUGGUUGGUCUUUUAGCCGUGAAUGGAUCUCUGUCUCUGUCUAUGUCUUUCUCUGUGCGUGUGUGUGCGUGUCAGAGUCGCCGCUGCUUAGCAUGAUGGCCCACCGUGUGCGUGACGUAGCGCGUCUGCGGCUGUAUGCGGGCAGCUUCACCGAGGCGGCCGUCUCGGCGCUGCUCGAGAGCCCCGUCACUAACCGCAUCGACGCCCUGCAGCCCAUGACCCGACUCCUCUUCAACUGGGCGUCCAAGGGUCAGACACACCACACAUACGCACACACCACAAACAGGAUGGUCAAAUGCCACUCACUGUCUGUCUGCCUGGAUGACCCCCAGGCACCGUUGCCGAUCGCAAGUCGCGACUCGAGUUGGCGGCGAGCGCGUUGGAUCGGUUCGUGUCGCUGUCCAAGAAGCGCAUCAACCGCACCGAGAUCAAGCGCACCCUCUCCAAGAUCCGCGCCAGCCUGCUGCGGGGCGACCCCUCACCCUCACCCUCACCGCCACCCCCAACCAAACCGACACCCAUCAGCCGCUGGGUCAAGGUGGCGCCACCAGAGACACUGCCUGUAGACACCUCUCCAUCCCGCCCUGCUGGCCUUCCGUCGGUGUGUGAAGCGAUCGAGCCCCCACUGCCCGUCCUCGACGCCCGUGAGCGGAAGCGACCCCUCGUGGCGGCGCCCACACGUGCAUCUGCUGACGCACCGAUCGAGGGCACACCGCCCGGCCCCUUUGGUCGGGACGGCCGUGGGGGUGCGCGUCUGCGGCCGUCCAGCCAGAGUGCGCCGCCCAGCCCCCUCACCCACAAGAACGCAUCCGCCGUGUCGACGCCACUGCUGUCCAACCACAAGCAGCACGCCUCCACGCAGACACAGCCAAAGGCCACCACCACCGGCAGGACCACCGCCACCGCCACCACCACCACGGGCAGCAGCGCGACCAAGCCGCUUGUCCCGGCGAGAAAGAUGACCGUGUUGCGGCCUCAGCAGGGCACGGCGCCCUCCACACCGGCACGGCUCAAGGGGCUGCGGCAUCCCAUCACAGCGGAUCACCCCAUCGCUGCGUUCUCAUCCACACGGGAGGAUGGGCAGGCAAGGGGCGGUGUCGCCAGGGGUGGUGUUGGGAAAGGUGGUAGUGGCAGUGGUCGUGUUGGUGUUGGCGUGUCUCGUGGGGUCGGCAAGGCGUGGCGCAGUAGGGGUCGAAGGGCCCGUUUGGCGGCGGGCAGGUGCCCCGGGGGGCCGAUGUUCUGCCCAUCGAAUUUGCUGAGUGAGGGCAUCCGGCAGAGGCAGACCAAUCGCUACGCCUACCAGCCACUGGUGAGUCACGUGGAUGGACGGACGGAUGGGCGGGGGCAUCUCUGUUUCCUCAUCAUGGUGUCAUGUAUGCUGUGGUGCAGGUGCCGCUGUUGAGGUACUUCUCGGCUAAGGAGCUGCUGUGCUGGCUGCACAAGAGGUGGGAGCUCGUCAAACUCGCGGGCCCAGACAGCACCAAGGUGAAUAAGGAGGCCGGCGGCAUCGAUUCACUCUCGCGCGACAAAGCUCCUUUGUUUUCUGUGUAUGUGUUGUGCUGGUAUGGAUGGAUGGAUGUCAGCGUGUGUUGGUGUUCGCCACGGAGGAUCGCUGGCGUGAGGUGAUAGCCGCCGGGCCCAAGUUCGCCCGACCUGAGCAGCAGGUGAGACGAGCCGAGACGAGACGAGAUGUGAUGACCGCUUGUGCAUCAUGCUGCUGUGUGUCUGUGGAUGGAUGGAUGGAUGUAUGGAUCAAUCAGCCACGCGGGCGGAAGAUCUUUUACGGCCGCAUGCGUGACGUCGAGUGCGUGGCCCUCUUCGUCGCACACUGGCUCAUCAGACUUCCGCGAGCCGACGUAAGACAAUAUCACACCACUUCCACCCACUCUCCAGCCGACCCUGUCUCUCUUGUCUUCUCUCAGCGUCCCCACUGCCACAAGGGCCUGGAGAACGCCAUCCGUGAUUUCCUCAGCAAGUGCCGCACCAACCGGGUGUUCCGCCACCUGACCGCCCCCCUCUCCCUCCCGGACACGCAGCAGCGGCGCCUGAUGGAGCUGCGCCAGAUGAGCUGCAACCGGAGGCUGCGUCACGACCUGCCGCCUCUUGUGGAGGCGCAUGUCAACGACUACGGCCACCAUGGCUGCAAGUGUCUCGAGGAGGGGGCGGCGGCGGGGGCGGGGCGGGGAAGCCACGGUAGUGGAAUGGUAAUUGGGGGAUUGUGAAUUGGACCGAGGUCGGGCGGGUUGGAUGGCGCGUAGGCUGGCCCCCUCUUGUGUUAGCAUGGGAUGGAUGGCUGGAUGGAUGGAUGGAGCCAGUGAGCAGGUAGAAUAGAUCGGAUUGGCGGGGGACAGGGGGAGGAGGUCGGUGAGGGUGACGGGGAUGCGACGCAUUGUCCGAUCCACCCCCUGGCUUGAUUCUCUCUCUCUCUCUCUGAGAGUGCGUGUAUUGGUAUUGCGUCUAGCUCUGUAUGGAUGGUGGGUGGAGUGUGGCGUGGCGUGAGCCCGCCCAUCCACUCAUCUCUCUGCCUCCGACCGUUUUAAGCAGCUCAUUUGUCACACGGGUGACCGACCUGACACGACACACGUGUACCCGUUUUGUACAGACAUGCAGAAGGGACGUACAGCGCGCCUCGUCGGUUCGUCUAUCUGUCUGUCUGUCUGUCUGUCUGUCUGUCUGUCUGUGCACUGUGUAUAUAAAGACACACACAUUCCUAUUCCUCCCUCUGUAUACUUAUUCACUCACUGACUAUACUACGGUACGAUCAGUGCUGUGUGUAUGCGUGUGCAUGUGUGAGUGCAUGCGUGUGUGUGUGUGCGGGGUGACAUUUUGGAGAGGGGCAGGGUGGAGAGGGAGGGGGGAGAGACCACGAAUGGUGGAAACCACGAAUAAUAUGGAUUCAUUCAG
Vitrella brassicaformis is the source of this 3639-nucleotide messenger RNA. The record is from the annotation of a GenBank genome assembly. Lineage: Eukaryota; Vitrellaceae.